Molecule: messenger RNA, 1191 nt
Organism: Melanotaenia boesemani (Boeseman's rainbowfish)
Lineage: Eukaryota; Metazoa; Chordata; Actinopteri; Atheriniformes; Melanotaeniidae
Gene: tmem187
Product: transmembrane protein 187
Exons: 1
Coding region: 127-912 (261 amino acids)
Cellular component (GO): transport vesicle
Source: RefSeq, a predicted model, not a curated record
GGAAAAACAAAACACAGUUCUGGACUUUUGAUCCUAGUUCAGAUACUUACUAAACAUUUCAGUCUUUUGUUUUAAUCUCUCCACAUAUGAUGUCAGUCAGCUAAACGUUUGUAUAAAAUAUAUAAAAUGAUGUCAGCUCUGGUUCACGUAUUGGUGCCCUUCAUCCUCUGUGUCGCUUUAGCGAACACGAGUCUUUUCAGCGAAGUUGAAGUGGACCUAACUUACGAACAUUACGCAGAGAAAGUUAUUGAUUACAUGCCUGCUUUCUUGGCGAUGCCUUUUAAUUGUCUGAUUAAUUUGGGUUAUGUCUACAUAGGACUGUACUGGUUGUUGUGGCAAAGAGCCGUCAAGGAAACCGAACAGAGUCGCUACAUGAGAGAAGUGUUCGCCCUCAUGGCCAUCAUUUACGCAGGUGUGCAGUGGACACGUCUGGCAACGCUGCGGCGAGCUCCCGCCGUGCUCGACCAGUGGUUCACCAUGCCGAUCUUUGCGUGGGUUCCUGUCUGGAUUGAUUUUAUAGAGCACCUGCCGGGAAAGUGGCGCGCAUCGCGCGCGGCAGCGUUCGAACUCUGCGCUUUCAUCAGCUACGGCCUGUCCCUGGUUCACGAAAAAGGCUUCGAGGUGGCGCUGGGCUGCCACAUAGUCUUAGCCCUAUACAAGGGCGUUCGUGUGCAUUUGACACACGGGGACAAUCAUACAAGAAGAUACUUUCUGUUGGCGAUGCUAUCAUGUGCGGGAUUCGUGGUGCUGAAGCUCAUGGACCACUGGCUUACUCGGUUUGGGUUUUUCCAACGACUCACCGGUCACUUCUGGUCAAAGGUCUGCGACGUGCUGCAGUUCCACUUCAGCUUCUGCUUCUUGAUUACAGUAACGGACAGGGCACAGGCGAAGACUGCAGCCCAGAAGAAGUGAGACGUGCUGUCUGUCUGAAGUUGAACCUGUAAAUCCAUAAUGCUUCUUGUCAUGAACAAAAUUGGGUCACAACUCAGCGAAUGUUUUAUAUUUUCAUAUGUGAACCGAAAGAAUUUAACUGGCAUCCUACAUUUUAUGUUUGCAAUCCCCAACUGACCUGUAAGAAAACAUCUUGUAAUUCUUAUGUUGUGAUUUUCAAUAUCACAAGAUAUUGAACUGUGCUGGUAAAAUAAAAUUAAAUAGUCCUCUCAGCAAGUCCUUUGACUUUGCUAUAAGGGG